Molecule: messenger RNA, 1557 nt
Organism: Rhopalosiphum maidis (corn leaf aphid)
Lineage: Eukaryota; Metazoa; Arthropoda; Insecta; Hemiptera; Aphididae
Product: zinc finger MYM-type protein 1-like
Exons: 4
Coding region: 1-1557 (518 amino acids)
Molecular function (GO): protein dimerization activity
Source: RefSeq, a predicted model, not a curated record
AUGUUACUUGGGGCAAAUCGGAUUGAACAUGCACUGUCGGAAGGACGUCGUUUGGCUGCAAUUAAACAUAAUGAAAAUGUCGGUGUUAAUCGUCGAAUAUUAACACGUUUAAUACAUGUUAUUUGUUUUCUGGGAAAGCAAGAAAUAGCUUUUCGUGGUCAUAACGAAGAUAGUUCUUCUAUAAAUAAAGGAAAUUAUUUAGAACUUUUAGAUUUACUUUCUCGAGAAGAGCAACUUCUCAGAGAACAUUUUAUGUCGAAUUCAGUUUUUAAAGGAACAUCAAGCGAUAUUCAAAACGAUUUAAUUUCCUGUAUUACUAGUGUGUUAAAAACUAAAAUUUCAAACGAAUUACAAAAAGCAAAUUUUAUUUCUAUUCGAGCUGAUAAAACAACAGAUGUAUCUUGUAAAUCUCAAAUGAGCAUUAUAUUUAGAUAUGUAGUCGAUAACAAAAUUGAAGAGAGGUUUAUAGGAUUUUUCGAUGUAUCAAAAGAUAAAUCUGCCUUUGGCCUAUCUGAAAUUUUAUUAACAGAAAUAAAAAAUUGGAAUAUAGGUGAUAAACUAGUGUGUCAAACAUAUGACGGAGCAGCUGUUAUGGCAGGGCAAAAGAAUGGAGUUCAAGAUAUUAUUAAACAGUCGUAUCCAAAAGCAAUGUUCAUACAUUGUUAUGCUCACCAACUUAACCUAGUGUUUCUACACGGAUCAAAAUCGAUAAAAUCUGUGAAAAUAUUUAUAAGUGAUUUGACUAUGUUUCAUACAUUUUUUAGUAGAUCACCAAAAAAAAGUCAGCUUUUAAGGGAAAAAGGGUUUAAACUUCCUCAAAGUUGUGAAACGAAGUGGAAUUAUCACUCCAGAGCUGCUGCAACUAUUACUACCCAUUUUAUAGAAUUGAAAAAAGCGAUAACUUGUGUUACAGACGAAGACGACUGGGAUCCAAUAACUAUAAAUAUGGCAUAUGAUCAUGUAUUUUUAAUACUACAGACUAAAUGCACUGCUGAUGUUCAAUAUUGUGUCAAUCAAAUAAAAAUAUUUUCUGAUCAAUUAAUUGCAAUGAGAAAAGAGGAGACUAUAUCAAUAUGUUACAAUUUACUAGAUGUAUAUCAAGAACUUUCAAAAUUAUUACAAUUAGUAUUAUGCAUCCCUGUAACAACUUCUUCUAGUGAGAGGAAUAUGAGUGCUUUGAAACGUAUUAAAACGUUUUUAAGAAAUUCUAUGAACAAUGACCGAUUGUCAAAUUUGUCAUCACUGGCCAUUGAAAAACAAAUGUUGAACGAGUUAUCCACAGAUCCUACAUUUAUUGAUGAAAUUUCCAAACAACAAAAUACACUUUUGUAUGCAGUGAACACUUCAUAUCUGAUCACUAUCAAUUCCGCCCUGCAGCAUCUGUUAAAAGAUAAUGCUUAUCCAAGAAUAUUCAAUGGUUUUCCUAAGUAUUUACAAGACAGAAUGCUACAAAAUAAUGCUAAAGAAACCGGUUGCCACUACUUUAACGAAAUGGAAGAAUUUGCACUGGCUGUGAUCGGUUAUUGUCAAAACCGAGUGUUCGGAUUGAACAAUUGA